This is a messenger RNA of [Torrubiella] hemipterigena, 1119 nucleotides long. NCBI's taxonomy places the organism in Eukaryota, Fungi, Ascomycota, Sordariomycetes, Hypocreales, Clavicipitaceae. The record is from the annotation of a GenBank genome assembly.
AUGGCGACUAAAAAGACGCUGCUGCUGUGCUUUAUCCACGGCUUUAGAGGCGGCAACUUGACAUUUGGCGAAGACUACCAGUUUACAGAACACCUUCGAUAUAAUGUUGCACAGAGCUUGCCUGAUAUUACCAUCAAGUCACUGGUUUACCCGCGGUAUGAGACGAAAGGAGAUCUAGGAGAAUGCGUCAGCCGCUUUCGCAACUGGCUAGAGGAAAAAGUGAUAGAUAUGGAAGUUGACGCAGGUACUCCUUCACCCACUGUUGACCCGUCAGUACGUGUGAUCCUGGUCGGCCACUCUAUGGGCGGCAUCGUAGCCGUUGAAACCGUCCUUGGUAUUGCGGCAGAGAAGCCCAUAUACUCCGAAGAUGGCGUUGAAAAGAGCGAGAUACUCGAACUCAACAGUCUUCUCUUUCCAUAUGUCCAGGGCGUACUGGCGUUUGAUACGCCAUAUCUGGGAAUAGCCCCGGGUGUCGUCGCCCACGGCGCAGAGAGCCAUUACAACACUGCUGCCUCCACCAUAUCACAGCUGAGCGGGCUCGGUGCUACAUUAUGGGGAGCCAAUGCAGCAAAUAAGACAGUGAAAGCUGCUCCUGCGGCAGCCCCUGCUGCAUGGUCUAAAUGGAGCAAGGUGGCCAUGGUUGCUGGCGCUGCUGGAGCUGUUGCGGCAGGCGGUGCGGCGGCUUGGAUGAACAGAGACAAUAUUGCGCAGGGCUGGACUUGGGCCUCUUCACAUCUCGAAUUCGUUGGGUGUCUGGGCCGUGCAGAAGAGCUGAAGAAGAGAGUCAAGUGCAUGGUGCAGGUUUCCGAGGAGCUCCAUGUGGGCUACGCCAAUCUCUACACACGCUUAGGAAAGGGUGCUGAAUCGACACAAGCAACCAUGUCAAAGACAAUCCUUGGAAAAGACAGAACGUUUUGCAACCUCCCCAACAAGAUGCAGGCGGGAGAGUGGCGACCAGCAGUGAACGACAAGGCAGUGGAUGAGACUACUGCACAUACCACCAUAUUUGAAGCGAAAAAUAACCCGGGAUUCGACCAGCUUACAAAGGAUGCUACAGAUUUGAUAUCAACAUGGGUAAAAAACGACUGGCUGAAGAGCAGUGUCGGGACUACAUCAUAA